AUGGGUAAUAUUUGUUUUAAAGAUAAAAAUUUAAAAGCUUUACCAGACUUUAGUGAAAGCAAAAAGCCACUUGAUGAAGGGAAAAAGUAGAAUUCAAAUUAAAAUGUAAACAACUCCAGUUCCAGUGAAAGCUAAAUCGUGGAGAAAAUAGUUUUUAAUUCAAAGAUUUAAAGCCUUAUACAUAUAAACUAGAAUAUAUAAAGUUUAAAUCAUAAUUCUAGAUCAUCCAGUUACUUAUCUGUGCUUGAUAAUGAUGCAGAUUUAUCUAUUUAGGAAAUAAAUUAUUAGUCUUAAAAUAAGCUAACACAGAAACAAAAAUCUAAAUAAGGCAACUUAAAUUAGUGUUUGAAAACUGCUUUAAACCCUUAAAUUUACAUUCCUUGCUUAAUUAUUCCUGAUAGUUAAAUAAGGGAAUCAGUAGAAGCUCCAAUAAAGUUUUGCUGA
This is a messenger RNA of Tetrahymena thermophila SB210, 444 nucleotides long. RefSeq lists its product as hypothetical. NCBI's taxonomy places the organism in Eukaryota, Ciliophora, Oligohymenophorea, Hymenostomatida, Tetrahymenidae. The record is from RefSeq and is a predicted model, not a curated record. The transcript has 4 exons.